Molecule: messenger RNA, 909 nt
Organism: Staurois parvus
Lineage: Eukaryota; Metazoa; Chordata; Amphibia; Anura; Ranidae
Source: the annotation of a GenBank genome assembly
AUGAAACCCGACUUUACUUUUGUUGGGUUCUCCAGUGCACAAAACAUCAAAUUUCUCUUGUUUUCAAUAUUUUUAAUCAUUUAUAUUGUGACUGUUACUGUAAAUUCCCUGAUAAUACUGAUAGUAAAAAUGACUCCGACCUUACAUACCCCUAUGUAUAUGUUUAUCGCCAGCCUUUCAUUACUGGAGAUCUGCUACGUGACCGUUACAAUACCCAACAUGUUGUCCAUCUUCAUAGUCAAAUGCAAAAGAAUCUCUUUUGCAGGAUGCAUGACUCAACUCUACGUCUUCUUCACACUUGGAUCAUCCGAAUGCGUUCUCCUAACAGUAAUGGCUUGUGAUCGAUACCUUGCAAUCUGUAAUCCGCUGAGAUAUUCCUCUUUGAUGACAACAAGAGCGUGCCUGUAUUUAGUGACGAUCAGUUUUCUAUGUGGGUUGUGUGCCGCGGUAUUCACAAUGGCGUUUAUGGCCGUGAUACCCUAUUGUGGAUCCAACCAAAUCAAUCAUUUCUUUUGUGAUUAUCCAGCCAUCUUGCCAUUAGCCUGUGCUGACAGCGCCACAAAAGAAAAAUUGUUCUACACUGUGCCUUGGUAUCUCGUGAUGACAUGCUUUUUUGUUAUCGUGGCUUCCUACAUUUCCAUUGUUUCUACUAUAAAGCAUUCAAAGGAGGGUUAUCAAAGAAAAGCGUUUUCCACCUGCGUGUCUCAUCUCACUGUUGUGAUUAUAUUCUAUGGAUCUGUUAUUUUCAUUUAUUUUAGACCAAAGGGAACCUAUGACCUAAACAGGGAUAAAGUGGUUUCGAUGGUUUAUUCAAUGGUAACCCCCCUAAUAAAUCCUAUGAUAUACUCUCUGAGAAACAAGGAGUUUCAAAAAGCGUUUGUAAACUUAUUAUUGAGGAAGAUAUUUUAG